Messenger RNA from Aspergillus lentulus, 648 nucleotides. RefSeq names its product DNA replication protein PSF1. The record is from RefSeq and is a predicted model, not a curated record. NCBI's taxonomy places the organism in Eukaryota, Fungi, Ascomycota, Eurotiomycetes, Eurotiales, Aspergillaceae. Gene Ontology annotation, biological process: DNA strand elongation involved in mitotic DNA replication; DNA replication. Gene Ontology annotation, cellular component: GINS complex.
AUGUACGGCGAGCUCGGAAACAAACUGGUCCAACACGCGAAACGCACUCAGUCCCUCGUCCACCUCCCCCCUUACCAAACCGAGCUCGUACGCACCGUCGCCCGCGAAGUCCGCGAUCUCGACCGCGACGUCGCCCGCCUCCUCGAACCCUUCGGCGGCAGCUUCAACCCCUCCGCUGACCCGGCGACCGCCUGCGCCCUACUAGUCGACCACAUCUGCACGCGCCGCAACAAGCGCUGUCUCCUUGCGUAUCACCGUGUGCGCACGGAGAAGCUCGAGGAGCUCUGCUGGAAGGGGGUUGAUGUGCUGGAGCAGGAGCAGCCGAAUGCCGAGGAAGGGGGGGCGGCGCAUGGAGUGGUGAGUUCGCAGGCGGGGAACCAUAGCUCAUUGAGUCCCGAGGAGGAGGAGUAUUUCCGGCAGUAUAGUGAUAUGCUGGCGGCGUAUAAGGGGCAGUGGACGGAUAUUGAUCUGACGGGGAGCUUGGAGCCGCCGAGGGAUCUGUUUAUUGAUGUGAGGGUUUUGAAGGAUGCCGGGGAGAUCCAGACAGAGUAUGGGGUUAUCAAUUUGACGAAGAACAGUCAACUCUACGUUCGACAGGGCGAUGUGGAACGGCUGAUCGCACAAGGGUUCCUGGAGCGACUGACUUGA